UUUAUCUUGCCUUGGGAAUUUUCUGGAAGGCAGUCGUUGGCUUUUCUGUGACGCUUCUUUUGUCCUGUUCACCGACUAUACCCCUCCACCCCUCACUCCAUAUUCUACCGUCACAAUGGUCGACGCUCCCGAGAGCCCGAGGCCCCAGGAACAAACUCCCCAAAAGAAUGUCUACCAGAAUGGGGUGAGAACCACAGGCCGGGCCUUCCACUCUCCCAACUGGCGUGUGAAGCGCGAAGAGAGCCCUAGUGGGCAGAGCGCCGCUGCCGGAUCUCCCGGUCCCAAGACAAGCACCUCGAGACUCGCAUUCAGCAGACCCAGCCCGCAUGUGCCCCAGGCUAUUUCGGAGGGUCGCCGUCUCUAUGUGGGCAACAUGCCCUACACGGCCAAGUCGGAGGAUGUGCAGGCUCUCUUCGAUGCGGCUGAGUUCCGAAUCGAGCGUAUCGACAUCGCCAUCGAUCCUUUCACCGGCCGCAACCCCUCAUACUGUUUCGUCGACCUGGAGACCAAGGAGCUGGCUGAGCGCGCCAUGACGGAAUUGGACGGUCGGGACAUGCUUGGUCGUCCCGUCAAGAUCAAGCCCGGUGUCGUGAAGACCCAGAGUGAACGGGCUCAGCAACAGCAGCAACAGCAGCAGCGCUCCGAUGCCUCCCCUCGUGAGACGCGGUCUUCUCCGUUCAGCAUGGACCGUUGGCGCCGCGGUGACGAGGCCCAGCCCCCGCGCACUCCCUCGAAGACCACUACCACCACCACCGCCAGCACCCCCUCAAACAGUGAUCCCAGCCGUCGCCUCUAUGUUGGCGGCCUGCCGAGGUUGACGGACCAGGAGGCCAUCACCAGCAACAUGACCAACUUCUUCAAGGAUUACAAUGUUGAGAAUGUCAGCAAGCUGUUCGCUCCCCACCCCGCGAAGAGAUUCGAGCCCGGUGACCACUACUACCUGUUCGUCGAUUUCAGCAGCGUCGAGGAGGCUGAGAAUGCCAUGAACGCUCUGAACCGGGCGGAAGGUCCCUGGGGUGCCGUCCUCAGGGUUCAGAGAGCCCGUGGAGAGAACAACUCGCAAGAGCGGAGACCCAAGUGGUCGUCCAGCCGGGACGAAGCCACCCCGGCUGCUGAGGAGGUUGCAGUCGCUGCAUAGUCGUCUCAAUAGCGCGACACAUCUGAGCAAUCAUCCAUCAUGGGAACAAGACUUCACCCCCAACACUAAAAAUAGAUGCCUGACGUUGUUACGAUAUGAAUAAGGGGCUGCCACCCCAAAAAAAGAAGU
Messenger RNA from Aspergillus welwitschiae, 1267 nucleotides. Its product is annotated as RNA-binding protein. The transcript has 5 exons. Gene Ontology annotation, molecular function: RNA binding. The record is from RefSeq and is a predicted model, not a curated record. NCBI's taxonomy places the organism in Eukaryota, Fungi, Ascomycota, Eurotiomycetes, Eurotiales, Aspergillaceae. The coding region runs from base 116 to 1138 and encodes 340 amino acids.